AUGUCUUCUUCAGGUGAAAGCACCAAGAGGGUAUCCCCCAAGAGGGAGAUAUGGGGUCGAAGGCCUCGGCCUCUGUAUUUAGGAGUAAGAACAGACUCCUCUAAGAUCAAGAAGCCAUCAGCUGAUCAACGUCGUCCGCCGCCGCCUGUUGUGAUACACAUAAGAUCACCAAAGGUUAUUCAUACUGAACCACAGGAUUUUAGGGCUCUUGUUCAACACCUAACUGGGAAUAAGGCUUCAUCUGGAUCUGUUAGUACUGCUGUGGUUGAUGACUUCAAGAGCAAAGCUUGUGAUAUUCCAUCUAUUGGAGAUGCAGUGAAGAACUAUGAGGUUGAGAUUUUCUCUAGCAGUGAUUCAGUUAGGGACCCUCAGGACAAUGAUGCUGAGAGGAGUGCUCCUGCUCCACUUCUUGCUCCUAUGGUGCCUCCUUCAUGGCCUGCCAGCCCACCAUCAGUGUCUGGAACUUUCUUUCUACCAGAUUCUCCAAUGACCAACUACCCUCAUGAGUGGCAUGAAUUGGGCCCAAUACCUUAG
Messenger RNA from Macadamia integrifolia, 534 nucleotides. RefSeq names its product VQ motif-containing protein 20-like. The transcript has a single exon. The coding region runs from base 1 to 534 and encodes 177 amino acids. The record is from RefSeq and is a predicted model, not a curated record. Gene Ontology annotation, cellular component: nucleus. NCBI's taxonomy places the organism in Eukaryota, Viridiplantae, Streptophyta, Magnoliopsida, Proteales, Proteaceae.